UUCCCCGCCAAUUCCUGUCCCUUUCCCGCCAUCGCCCCUUUCACUCUUUCCCGCCAAAACAUAUCUCUCUGUACAAAAAUCUCCAAAAAAGCCUCUCCAUUCCAAAAACCCUAAACCAGAAGCAGCCAUGGCAGCCAACUCAAGCUCUAAGAAACGAAAACAGCCUUCCUCUACAGGCAUCUUCACUCGCAGUAAAUCUCAAGUCCACAUCGGCGGCAAUCGAUCUGGCCGUAAAAGGCUCCUCACUACACCAACAACGACAUUUCAAUGGUCAGAAUUGCCUCAAGGAAAGCCCAGAGGGAGAUAUGGGCCUCGAAGCCGUCUCGAUGAAGGCCAGAUUUCCCACAUUGCUAUCAAGGAUCUCCGGGCGCAUCGCGUGUUCUCUUGUUGUAAUCUGGCCACUGAUAAGCCUCAAAUCCUGAAGGAUGGAUGUGGUUAUCCUGAUGGAACGGCCUCGCUCGAGGGGAAAAUUGGAGUAGAAUCUCUCAGUCCAGAUCGGAAUUUGGAUGACUCGACAGAGAGCAGCAGAGAUGAUCCGAAGGCGGCUGCCAUGAAGGAGAAUGCCGGGUUUUGUGACGAGAAAAAUGUUCAGAUGACGCCGCCGGAUGCUGAUAUUUUCAGCAAGCCAGAGGUGGAUGAAGGUGAGGGUAAUGGAGCUCAAUGUGUGUCCCAGAGUACUGAAAAUAUUUUGCUGAAGCAGCCGUGUGGGAACAUUCGCAAAAAUGACUCCAUGUCGAGAAGUAGAUCGGUUCUCAAUCCAUAUUCUCGGCUCAAGUUAUUCAAAACUCCAGGCUCAUUCAGCUAUAGAAGAUUGCUUCCUUAUCUGAUGGAUAUUGCAAAAGAAAAUUCCUGUGCUUCCAAAAAUGUUCAAUGCCCAAAACCCGAGAUGGGCUUAGAAGAAAAGCCACACCCAUCUUUGCUGGCUUCUCACAAUGAAGAAAUGUGUGAAAACAAAUUGAAUGUGAACGGUUUUCAGAUAGAAGGUAAUAAUGUUGAUUCUGGUGCCCUGCACACAGCCACAUUGACUCCCUCUGAAGGAUCUAUUAAUGAUAAAAAGCUGGAUUUGAUAUCUGAUGAACACCUUGGUGAACCCCAGAUUGCAUUUGAUUCACAGAAGGAACGGGAGUCGCAAAUUGAACGGGUUAAAUCAGAUGAAUCUAGUAAGUUGGAGCCUCUCAAUGAUAAUUUGACUGUGAUUCAGGGAACGGAUCAACCAGAUACACUACCAUGUAUUGUCACUUGUGAAGCUUUGUCAAGAGAAGAAACAGUUGUAGAAGUUUGUCAUCAACCAUCUGUAGAUACAGAAGAGAACUGUGUGACUCCAGAAAUGGAGUUAAUUACAAAUGUGAAGUCAUCAGAUACAAUUAAUUUUGAGCAAAACUCGUUACAAGUUGAAGCAUUUGCUCCUUCAGGAUUUCCUGAUGCUAGACUCCAGAAGGGGAUUCUUAAAAGAAAUCCACGAGGCUGCAGGGGACUUUGCAGUUGUCUAAACUGUGCUUCGUUUCGCCUCCAUGCUGAAAGAGCAUUUGAGUUCUCUAGAAAUCAAAUGCAAGAUGCUGAGGAAGUAGCAGGGGAAUUGAUGAAGGAACUAUCUUACUUAAGGAAGAUGUUGGAGGAAUCUGCUGUUGGAGCCAGUAAUGAUGCUUUUGUCCAUGUCAAUCAGGUAAAAGAUGCUUGUGAGAAAGCUUCCAAUGCAGCAGAACUAGCAAAAGAACGACUAAAACAAAUGAAUUAUGACCUCAACAUUCACUGCAGAAUUACAUGUUUGCAGCGGCCAAGGGUAUCGUUCUCCAAUUAUGUUAAUGAAAAAGUCGUUACAAAGACAAGCUUGUCAAGCAAAUAAUUUUGAAGGAGAAAGAAGAUAGAGGACAAAGAGUUUUGAUAUAUUCUUCAGAUGGUGAUAUUAAUUUAAGGCAUGUGUUGUGCAAGGCAUGCUUGGUUGUUGUAGCAGGUCUUUCUUGUUCCAGGAUAAUUUGCCUUGCAGAGGCUACAGUAUUGGGGAUUUGCUCGCGUGUUUUUGCCAAGUGUAACAGUAAGUGACAUUUAAUGUUGCUGAGAAGUUGAUAGAUAUAAUUUACCUGUGGAAGAGGGCAAACAAUAGUUGUAUAAAAGAAAAAUCAUGAAUCCAGAAAGCUAUGCUUGCCACCACACACAACACUGUCUGCAUUUAAUAUGUAGCCAUUUGUUAUGGAUUUCAGCUUCUUUAGCUUCA
Messenger RNA from Vitis vinifera (wine grape), 2212 nucleotides. RefSeq lists its product as uncharacterized. Bases 128 to 1843 code for a protein of 571 amino acids. The transcript has 5 exons. The record is from RefSeq and is a predicted model, not a curated record. Lineage: Eukaryota; Viridiplantae; Streptophyta; Magnoliopsida; Vitales; Vitaceae.